Messenger RNA from Aplosporella prunicola CBS 121167, 660 nucleotides. RefSeq lists its product as uncharacterized. The transcript has 5 exons. The coding region runs from base 1 to 660 and encodes 219 amino acids. The record is from RefSeq and is a predicted model, not a curated record. Lineage: Eukaryota; Fungi; Ascomycota; Dothideomycetes; Botryosphaeriales; Aplosporellaceae. Gene Ontology annotation, molecular function: GTPase activity; GTP binding.
AUGGCCAACAGAGUCCAGCCAGGCGGCCGCCCCGGCGCCUCGCGCUUCGCGCAGUUCAAGCUGGUGCUGCUUGGAGAGUCUGCCGUCGGAAAGAGUUCACUGGUCCUGCGCUUCGUCAAGGAUCAAUUCGACGACUACAGAGAAUCUACCAUCGGUGCCGCGUUCCUCACCCAGACCAUCGCCCUCGACGAAAGCACGACGGUCAAGUUUGAGAUUUGGGAUACGGCAGGCCAGGAGCGCUACAAGUCCCUGGCGCCCAUGUACUACCGGAAUGCCAACUGCGCCGUUGUCGUCUACGACAUCACGCAAGCCUCCUCUUUAGACAAGGCAAAGGCAUGGGUGAAGGAACUGCAGAGGCAAGCAAACGAGAACAUCAUUAUCGCUCUCGCCGGCAACAAGCUCGAUCUUGUCACCGAAAACCCAGACAAGCGCGCAAUAGCCGCUGCCGACGCGGAGCAGUACGCUAAGGAGGCCGGACUCCUCUUUUUCGAAACGUCGGCCAAGACGUCGGAGAACGUGCGCGAGCUCUUCACCGCCAUCGCGAAGAAGCUGCCGCUUGACCAGGCCGGCCCCAGAAACAUUCGGUCUGGCCCCCGUCCCGGCGUGGACCUCAGGCCGGAGGCGACAAGCGGACAGGGUGCGGCGGGCUGCAACUGCUAA